This is a messenger RNA of Aspergillus alliaceus, 1974 nucleotides long. RefSeq lists its product as uncharacterized. Gene Ontology annotation, molecular function: protein binding. Bases 253 to 1764 code for a protein of 503 amino acids. The record is from RefSeq and is a predicted model, not a curated record. The transcript has 4 exons. Lineage: Eukaryota; Fungi; Ascomycota; Eurotiomycetes; Eurotiales; Aspergillaceae.
GCGGUGUAGAAAGCGGUCUUUGGCUAUUUCGCCAACCUCCAAAAAAAAUUACAUACAUACAUAUAUACUCCAUAUGUGUAUAUUUAUACUAUCUAUAACACACAACACCAUGUCAUGCUUGAUUUAACCCACACCAGGAAUUUCUAUACCCUUGGAAACGUGACAGUUCAUUUUUCACUUCAAUAACAUCAUUCCAAGAUCCGUACCCACACAGUUAUCUAAACCUAGUCGUGGAGAGAAUUUCAAUAUACAAUGCCGAAGCCAAAGUCUCUUCUGAAGGAAAUCAAGGCCAAGAACAAGAAGGCGUCACAGCAGGUACCAGAGACUGCAGAUGAAUUCUUGGCUGCUGGCGUCGAACAGGAAGAGGCAGGCGAAAAAUGGCGAGCUGGAGAUGCAGCCAAGUCCAUGCGCUUUUUUAUGCGCGCGAUUGCAACUUAUGAUGACGGUCUAAAAAAGCACCCUGAUGCUUUUGAUCUAGCUUACAACAAAGCAAGAGUUCAGUAUGAAAUCACCCAGCACCCCAAACUAGCUGCGCUGCUGCCGGCUCCACUGGCAGAUAUCUUAAGCAUAACACUGCAGUCUCAUCGUGAGGCCCUUGAUCUGGGUCAAGACAAUGCGGAUGCUUUGUUCAAUACUGCUCAAGUGCUCACAAGCCUCGCUGAGGUAGUCACGGAUACUAAACAUCCGUCGGACAGACAGCUUAGCCGAGCAGUCAAAUACCUGCAGGAGGCAAUAGAGCUCUUCCAACGUUGUUUCAUUAUUCAAGAGAUGCGAUAUACCGAAACGCAGGAACAGUUUAAGUUGAUGGAGUCUGGGGUUGUCGCUCCACCCGAGGAAGAAAUGCAGGAAGAGCGAAACAUGCAGGAACGCAUAGAUGACGCCGGCGAAUUGAAGCCUUCUGAUCGACAAGAGCAAUGGGCCGCGGUGAUUGAGCCUGUGACGAAGGAUACCCUCGUUGACACAGCUGUGGCACAAUUGGAGACGCUCGCAACCCUUUGCAACAUGCUCACCUUCAAUCCUGGAGUUGGACUCGGCUGGGUAGAAGAAUCCUCCGCAGACUUGCUCCAAGAGAAGAUCACUGCAUAUGUUGAGGACUCGAGUAGACACCACGAGGCAUCUUUAGCUCGUGCUAAAUUCACCUGCGCCUUGAACGAAGUGUUAUACCGAAGCGAGCGAAUCGAUGUUGAAACGUACCAAACAGAAAUUGCACGUGUCUUUGAUUCCGAUUUAGAUCUCUCUGCGGACCCCGAAGGUCUUUGUAGCAAAGCAGAUGCGCUCACAUCGUUCAACACAGCUCUUACAGAUUUACCUCCCUCACACGACCAUGAGGUGUUCACAAAGUCGCUAGCGUUGCGAUGGCAAUCGCUAUCGGCUGCUCUAGAUGCUCUGACGAAGGCUUCCAGGCUUCCAGAUGCAGGCAACCUACCCAAAAUUCAUAUCGCACGAGGAGAUGUAGAAAUGAACAGAUGGAGGCUCGGCAUGUCUCCGUGGAAUUACACCAUGGCCCAACAGAAUGCUACCGUCCUCCUUCGGAACGCUCAAACAUACUACCGAGGUGCAGCAGCUUUCGCAAGGAGAGAUGGGAAUACAGACGAAGAACGUGACGGCACAUGUAAAGAAGCCCUGGUUGCCGCUUUGGAAGGUCAGAAAGACAAACUGCGACAGCUCAAAGCUACUGCGCUCAAGGAGCUUAUGAUCGUUGCAGAAGACGUGGUGGACGACGGAUGGGUAAGCCCCGGGGAUAUGGAAGUAUUAUUAUCGUAAAAAUACCCCACUCAUCGAAUCAGCGAGCUGUUUUCUUUCGUGCAUGAUGACGCUUCGCGUGCCGUAGAUAAACUGCCAAUCAUAUAUCCGAUCUAGCUUUGACUUCUUCUUCCAUCUGUAUGGCCUCCUCGCGAAGAUUGUUCCCCGUACUAAACUGUGUAACAGCAGUCGCCGCGCCCUCUAGAUCCGCAACCACAGAGUCAAGUUUCG